CUUUAUUAUUAUCAAAUUUUAUGUUCAACUCUUUUUGUGAUUUUGUUAAAAUCGUGAUAAAAUCAAGUUUUGGAGAUUGUUGUAAUGUCUUCUAUACGUAGAGGAGUUUUUCUUGCUCAGUCUGCGGCUCGCCUUCGAGCUUCUGGUCGUCCUUUAGUACGUGGAGAGGUUGAAAAUGCCCCAGGAGAGAAUCUGCCAUUCCAGAUAAAAAACAAGCCAAGACUGCUAGCUACUAUGAUUCUUUUCCUUGGUACAGGGUUCAGUAUUCCUUUUAUUGGUGUCCGAUUUCAAAUGGCAAAAAAUAGCAAUGCUUAAACUGUUUUGAAGAAAUGACUAUGUAAAAACUAGUGUUCACAAUGGUUUUUCAAACAAAAAAAGUUACAAAAGAAAUAAAUAUGACUCAAUUUUGAUGUUUCACAACUGUAAUUUAUCAAUUUAAUAUCAGCUUUGAUAAAAAAAAAAUUUCUCCAAUGUUUUUCAAUAAAUAGGGUUAUGAUCUUGA
Messenger RNA from Xenia sp. Carnegie-2017, 502 nucleotides. RefSeq names its product cytochrome c oxidase subunit 7C, mitochondrial-like. The record is from RefSeq and is a predicted model, not a curated record. The coding region runs from base 85 to 315 and encodes 76 amino acids. Lineage: Eukaryota; Metazoa; Cnidaria; Anthozoa; Malacalcyonacea; Xeniidae. The transcript is spliced from 2 exons. Gene Ontology annotation, biological process: mitochondrial electron transport, cytochrome c to oxygen.